GCACUGCCCGAGGGCCCCGGGUCAGUAGGGGGCCCCAUGAGAUGCCCCUGGUACCUUUUUCAUAGGCUUUUUUGAGUUUGGGCAAGGACACAGGGGCCCUAUGAUCCCCUAUUGCCCGGGGGCCCCAUGAGUUGUCAGUCUGCCCCUGGACCAGACUAUACUUCUACAGGCCACAGGGAAGAGUAAGGGAUGGCCACUCCCUCCCCCCACCACCACUCACCUCUCCCAUUACCCCACCCCUUCCCAUCACACCCACCCCCCCCUUUUUUCCCUUUUUUUACAUUUUUUGUAAUUCCACUAUGGACCACAUGCUAU
Molecule: messenger RNA, 315 nt
Organism: Staurois parvus
Lineage: Eukaryota; Metazoa; Chordata; Amphibia; Anura; Ranidae
Source: the annotation of a GenBank genome assembly